AUGAGUGACAAAGAAUCGGAUAGAGAACAGGAAACGCAAAACACAAAGGCCAAUAUCCUGGAUAAGUAUGCCAAUCGAAUAAAGACGGAUGAGUUUGUUUUCAAAAAAUCAAAAACGUCCAAGGACAAAUCUGACAGAGCCACCGUUGAGAAUGUGCUGGACCCAAGGACAAUUAAGUUUCUGGAGAAGUUGUACAGAAACGGGACUAUUACCAAGCUGAAUGGUUGUAUCAGUACAGGAAAAGAGGCAAACGUUUAUCAUGCGGUGAAUGAAACGAAUGGCAAACAAUAUGCAAUUAAAAUCUACAAGACCUCUGUUCUGAUUUUCAAGGAUAGAGAGAGAUAUGUCGAUGGUGAGUUCCGAUUUCGAAAUACAAAGAACCAACACAACCCCCGAAAGAUGAUCAAAAUUUGGGCCGAAAAGGAGUUUAGAAACUUGAAGCGUUUGCAUUCCUCAGGUUUGAUUCCAACUCCAGAACCUGUGGCUCUGAAGUCACAUGUGUUGUGUAUGGAAUUUCUGACAGAAAAUGAAGAGUCACCAUCUCCCAAACUUAAAGACUAUCAGUUCAAAGACACAGAAGAAGUAGGACGUUUCUACCAGCAAAUGCUUGUUUACAUGAGGAUUAUGUUCCAAAAAUGCCAUCUUAUUCAUGCAGAUCUGAGUGAAUACAACUCUAUUGUUCAUAAGGGUCAGUUGUACAUAUUUGACGUCUCACAAAGUGUUGAGCCAGAUCAUCCUAUGAGUUUGGAUUUCCUAAGAAUGGAUAUCAAGAAUGUCAACGAUUAUUUCCAGAGAAAAAUCCAGGUUUAUCCUGAGAGGCUAGUCUUCCAGUUUAUUGUCAACGGUUGGGAUGCAAUCAAGGAAAAAACUGACAAAAAUACAGUCUUGGAGGAAGAGAAUGAACAGACUUUAUUUCAAUAUCUUGAGUCUCUCCCCUUGAAGGGAGAAGAUGACUCUGAUGCUGGCUUUGAGGAUGACAUAUUCCGAUCUAUGCAUUUGGUGCGAUCAUUGAAUAACCUGGAGGAUAGAGAUUUCCAAGAGUUUGCGGAUGGUAAAAUCACAACUUUGAACGAACUAGUUCAAGAUAUUAACCUUGAAUCUGAUUCAGACUUGAGUUCUGACUCUGAAUCUGAGUCAGACUCCGAUCUUGAUGCCGAAUCUGAUUCGGCUUCCGACUCCGAAAAAUCCUGGGAAGAGAGGGAUACAUCUUUGAAAGGUAAAAGAUUCGAAGAUAAAGACGAAAAGAAAGCAAGAAAACAACAGGCAAAAGAGCUGAAACAGGACAAAAGAAAAACUAAAAUGAAGAAGCAUUUGAAAAAGAAACUAAUAAGAAAAACCAAGAAAUAA
Messenger RNA from Komagataella phaffii GS115, 1347 nucleotides. Its product is annotated as Essential serine kinase involved in cell cycle progression and processing of the 20S pre-rRNA into m. The record is from RefSeq and is a predicted model, not a curated record. Gene Ontology annotation, biological process: maturation of SSU-rRNA. Bases 1 to 1347 code for a protein of 448 amino acids. Gene Ontology annotation, cellular component: preribosome, small subunit precursor; cytosol. The transcript has a single exon. Gene Ontology annotation, molecular function: protein serine/threonine kinase activity; ATP binding. Lineage: Eukaryota; Fungi; Ascomycota; Pichiomycetes; Pichiales; Pichiaceae.